Messenger RNA from Hibiscus syriacus, 417 nucleotides. RefSeq names its product LOB domain-containing protein 24-like. The transcript is spliced from 2 exons. NCBI's taxonomy places the organism in Eukaryota, Viridiplantae, Streptophyta, Magnoliopsida, Malvales, Malvaceae. The record is from RefSeq and is a predicted model, not a curated record. The coding region runs from base 1 to 417 and encodes 138 amino acids.
AUGAAUCCAGGUCGUUGUGCCGCCUGUAGAUAUUUAAGAAGAAAAUGCCCUCCCGACUGCAUCUUCUCUCCUUACUUCCCGCCCAAUGUCCCUCAAAGAUUUGUCUCCGUCCACCGCAUCUACGGCGCCAGCAACGUCGCGAAACUCCUCCAGCAACUGCCGUCCCAUCUGCGAGCUGAAGCGGCGGAAUCACUGUGCAUGGAGGUGCAGUAUCGAAUCGAGGACCCCGUGUACGGCUGCGUCGGGCUCAUAUCAUCGCUGCAGCAACAGAUACAUGAUGCGGAGAAGCAACUGGCUAAGACUCAAGCCGAGAUUGCGUUUCUGAAAUCUCAUGCUCAACAUUCUCAAGUUGCACUGUUGGACGAUGCUGCAAAUCUUGGCUUCUCUAAUCAUCAAGGUUCUUCUGGGUUUAUGUAG